AUGCCCGCAUGGCUCCCCUCAAUUCCAUAUCCCUCCCCAAAUCAGCGAGGGUUUUGGGAUCCUGUUACAUCAACUCUCCAGUGGUGUGAAGAGGACUACUAUGCCACAUAUUAUUCCGCCGAGAUCAUCAAUACCCUUACCAAUUUGAUGUUCAUCUACCUUGCAUAUAAAGGGGUCAAAAAUUGCCGAAAACAUGGGCACGACACCGUCUUUGAGGUUGCAUAUUUUGGGUAUUUCCUCGUUGGAUUUGGGAGCUUCAUGUUCCAUUCAACAUUAAAAUACCCCUGGCAGUUGGUGGACGAACUGAACAUGAUCUACACCACUUGUCUGAUGGCAUAUGCCAGUCUUUCAUAUGCUCGUCCGGCCUCCGUGCAGAUAUCCCUCGGCGUCUUCUUCGUGUUGUUCUGCGCCUUUAUUACCUUGUAUUACCACUAUCUCCAAGAUCCAGCAUUUCACCAAAUUGUGUACGCUGCAUUGACUCUCUUCAUCGUUUGUCGAAGCAUAUACAGCAUGGAGUUUACUCUGCGACCAUCGCUGAGACAAAGUGAAGAGAGACACCGCAUAGAGAGAGAACGCCGGCGCCUCCCAGCUUUGACGAAAGAACAACAAGACUAUGAAAAUAGACGAGAUAUGGAAAUCCUCAAGAACAUGUGGUACCUGGUGGGUUUUGGUGUAUCCGUAUUUCUUGGUGGUUUUGCCAUUUGGUCACUCGACAACAAAUAUUGCUCCACGUUAAGACGAUGGCGGCGGAGCAUUGGAAUGCCCUGGGGAUUUUUCCUAGAAGGUCAUGGCUGGUGGCAUUUGAUGACGGGCAUCGGAGCUUACUGCUACAUUGUUUGGGGCAUUCAUCUACGGCACAUCUUAAACGGCCAUCAAGAACACUUCCAAAUGGUCUGGCCUAGGAUAUAUCGAUUGCCUGAGAUCGUAAAGGUGUCGGAGCCUUCAAGCAAACUGAAAGAAAAAGUCGCGAACGGGAGUGCCAAUGGAAGUGCCCACGGUGCCGCAAAUGGGAGUGUGAAGAAAUUAAAUGAAUAG
This is a messenger RNA of Rhinocladiella mackenziei CBS 650.93, 1035 nucleotides long. RefSeq lists its product as uncharacterized. The record is from RefSeq and is a predicted model, not a curated record. Gene Ontology annotation, cellular component: endoplasmic reticulum membrane. Gene Ontology annotation, biological process: ceramide catabolic process; ceramide biosynthetic process. The coding region runs from base 1 to 1035 and encodes 344 amino acids. The transcript is spliced from 3 exons. NCBI's taxonomy places the organism in Eukaryota, Fungi, Ascomycota, Eurotiomycetes, Chaetothyriales, Herpotrichiellaceae.